AUGGAGAUGCAGCAGUUGCCCCGCCAGCAACCACAACAGCAGCAGCAGCAACAGCAGCAGCAGCAGGGGCAGCGGUCGCAUUUCGGGGCAUCAGAGGAUGAGGAUCUAGAGCAGAAACAGCAACAACCACAUAACCAAUCACAGAAAACACAGCAACAGCAGCAGCAACAACAACUAGAAGAACAUCUCAAGGAUGCGGAAAUGAUGACCGAUAAGCCGAGCGAGAAGCAACAACAGCAGCAAGAACAGUACCAACAAAAGCAAUCUGAAGAUUUGGAUAUGGAACUAACCGACGAUCAGGGUGUAAACGAUGGGGAGAAUGAGCAGGAGGCAGUCGACGACGAUGACGACGAGGACGACGAAGAUGAGGAGGACGAGGACGACGAUGGUACCAUCGUGGAGGACAGCGAUGCCACCAGCUGCAGCAGUUGUCACCGCGCCGAACUGGAGGAUAACCAGCAGGAACAACAAACGUCUUCUUCUCCCCAAAAAGAUCGGGUUGUCACCUAGAUGCAUUAACGGGCGAUCUCUUCCGCAAAAUGGAGAGGAUGCACACGCAUGAAUGCAAGGAAUACCGAUUUGUUGGUGGUAUAGCUUUUUGCUGAGUAACUUAAAAUGAUAAAGCGAAACAACAAUGUUCAAUAAGAAAGCGCUACUAGUACACACAAUAUACACAACAAGAAACUGAGGAACUUGUUCACAAGCAUGAACCAACGCUGUUUAGUUUUGAAAUCACCAUUUCCCAUCCCAAGCUUCGGCAUGUAUAAAUUGAUAAUAUAGUUUAGAAUUAGCAAUUGGUUACCAUUUGGAUUGCAUUCGCGCCCCAUGAUUCGAACUUCUGUUGGGAUACUUAUAUUUUUUCUUUGGCAAAUGUAUUAUGUGCUGGCGCUUUGUUUGGCCUUAUAAUUUACUUAUGAAACCUGCAAAUGCGUAAUUAAAUAAUUGUUAACUAGAAAUGAACCAAAAA
Drosophila santomea is the source of this 967-nucleotide messenger RNA. RefSeq names its product probable serine/threonine-protein kinase fhkB. The transcript has a single exon. The coding region runs from base 1 to 510 and encodes 169 amino acids. The record is from RefSeq and is a predicted model, not a curated record. Lineage: Eukaryota; Metazoa; Arthropoda; Insecta; Diptera; Drosophilidae.